AUGGAGCGCGUGCCCCUCGAUAACCGGAAGACGUUCACGCUCGCGAUCGUCGGUGGCGGGAUCGCCGGUCUCGCCCUUGCGAUCUCGCUCUACCACCGCGGUAUAAAGGUGCAAAUGUACGAGCGCGCAGCGGCGUUUGGCGAGAUCGGCGCCGGCGUCUCCUUCACCCCGAACGCUCUGCAGGCGAUGAAGUUGUGCCAUCCCGACAUCUACGAGGCCUUCCUGAAGGUGUGCACGCGGAACACGGCGCCCGAGAAGUCCGACGUCUUCUUCGACUAUGUGCGCGGGUACGAUCCGAGUGGGCAUGCGGGCGAGAUUGUUUUCACGGCCCGCAACGAGUUUGGGCAGAACGCUGUCCACCGCGCUCACUUCCUCGACGAGGUCGUCAAGCUCCUCCCGCAAGAGGGGAUCGUCGAGUUUGGCAAGCUGCUCACGUCGCUCGAGGAGACGAGCGAGGGCGUGACGCUCAGGUUCGCCGAUGGCAGUGUCCGACACGCCGACGCCGUCCUCGGCUGCGAUGGCAUUAAGAGCGCAGUCCGUCGCUCAAUGUUCCCCGGGCACCCCUGCGCCAACCCAACAUACACGCACAAGUACGCCUACCGCGGCCUGAUCCCCAUCGACGCCGCCACUGCCGCCGUUGGCCCCGAACUCGGCCAGAACAGCUUCAUGCACCUCGGUCCUGGCGGGCACGUACUCACCUUCCCUGUCAACCAUGGAGCCACACUCAAUGUCGUCGCGUUCUACACCGACCCGAACGAGUGGAGCGACCACGAGCGCUUGACCCGUACCGGAACGCGGGAGCAGGCGCUGCGCGACUUUGGAACGUGGGGCGAGCCAGUUCGCAAGCUUCUGUCAAUGUGCGAUGAAACGCUGCCCGUGUGGGCGAUCUUUGACCUCGGUCAUCCCGCACCGAGCUUUGCGAAGGGCCGCAUUGCGAUCCUCGGCGACGCGGCGCACGCCACGAGCCCGCACAAUGGAGCAGGCGCAGGCAUGGGCAUCGAGGACGCGGCGGUACUCAGUGCCAUUCUCGCCAGCGACUAUGUCACGAGACCGAAACAUCUGCAGGCGGCACUCCAGGCAUACGAUGUGGCCAGGAGAGAGAGGGGACUCUGGCUCGUGCGGGCUAGUCGCGAGCUGGGCAAGAUCUACGACUGGCAGGGGAAGUAUGGCGACGACAUGGGCAAGAUCGAGGGACAGCUCAAGGACAUGCAGAAGGUCCUGUUUGACGUCAACGUCGCUCAGAUGUGUGAGGAGGCGAUUGCCGAUGCGGCGCAGAGGAUCGCCCCGCGGAGUCGUCUGUGA
Messenger RNA from Trichosporon asahii var. asahii CBS 2479, 1302 nucleotides. Its product is annotated as salicylate hydroxylase. The transcript has a single exon. Lineage: Eukaryota; Fungi; Basidiomycota; Tremellomycetes; Trichosporonales; Trichosporonaceae. Bases 1 to 1302 code for a protein of 433 amino acids. Gene Ontology annotation, molecular function: FAD binding. Gene Ontology annotation, biological process: secondary metabolite biosynthetic process. The record is from RefSeq and is a predicted model, not a curated record.